Xenopus laevis (African clawed frog) is the source of this 5427-nucleotide messenger RNA. RefSeq names its product lamina-associated polypeptide 2, isoforms alpha/zeta-like. The transcript has 3 exons. Bases 2086 to 4926 code for a protein of 946 amino acids. The record is from RefSeq and is a predicted model, not a curated record. NCBI's taxonomy places the organism in Eukaryota, Metazoa, Chordata, Amphibia, Anura, Pipidae.
CGGCAGCUGUCCACCAACCGGAUGUCCUGAUUUUUGCAUUCCUGCUGGAACAGGAGCCACGUGUUUGGUUCCGCUCUGUGUUUUGCUGUUCUACUAGGGGGCGAAUUGUCAAGUGGGCGCUUAUUGUUAGUCCUGACUGACACCUAGUGGUAUAAAUUGCAGAGAUUAUUUUAUAAACAGCCGGGUUUAGCCUUUCCUGUCCUUUGCAUGGCAGUGGGCCAAUAAGGGGUUAAUCCCCCGCCGGAAGGCGGCACAGGAAGUACAAUAAAAGUCCAUCCGGGUCCCCCCGCGCCCAUCUCAAUUUUCCUGUCGAAGAUACCCCCCAUACCAGAGGUGCUACUCUCUCCCUCUGAAGCGCCUGGGACCGAGGUUCUUACCUUGUGUGUGUUCCAGGGGAAGCCGGCGGGCUUCUGGCCUUUGUUGCCGAUGGCGCAAUCAGCCGCAAUGCUGCCUUAACGGAGGUAGCGCAUGCGCGAUAAGACGCCAGCGCCCAUCUCUCUAAUGGCGCCUACGUUUUCACGCUGCGAAUUUACGCACGCGCCUUUUCGCGCCGGUUUAAAAGGACGAGCGCAUCACAGGUUAGUUCCUCUUAUGAUUUCAAACGAACUGGCUGGUGUUCUUUUCUGGCAAGACAAGACUGAGGAAUCUGUGUGCACCUGUAUUCUCGAUUGAUCCCAGGUACUGUCAAUUAUGAGCUGCAGACGCUCAGGCUCCAGGGGGAGUCCCCCAUUAAGAGAGGAAUCUCAAAGAAGGAAGACUCCCAGAACUGAUUGUAUUGCAUGCGGAGAAGCAGCAAUUCUAGGCAAAAGGCUCUGUGAGAAGUGUCUGCAGGAAGUGGCUGGGCCCUCCUCUGAUCAACUGCACUCUAUUAAAGACUGGAUGCAGACUACCAUAAAAAAAUCUAUGAGUGAUAUGGUCAAUGUAGUUACUGAGAAAGUACUACACAAUCUAGAUGAAAGACACAAGGCACCCUCCUCUAUGACUGAGGUCAGUGACAGACCUCACAGGAACACGCACUACUCCAGUGUUUCUGAAGGGGAGCUAUCUUUAACCGAUCAAGAAGAAGAAGAACAGUCUGAAGAUACCUGUUCUUUCAACCUUGAAUACCUAGAGCCACUCAUCAAAGCAAUGAGAUUUUCUCUGGAACUUGACAAUACUGAGGAUACUCCUAAACAUGACAAAAUGUUCAGAUCAGCGGUCAAAAAAGGAGAAAAAUUCCCGGUACACAGAGUCAUUAAAGAAACCAUUUUAGAGGAAUGGAAGACGCCAGAUAAAAAACUUAAUUUCUCCAGAAGACUUAAAAAGAUGUAUCCAUUCGAAGAAGAGGACUCAAAACUCUGGCAAGCCUCCCCUAAGGUGGAUGCGGCCAUCACUAGAGUGGCUCGACGUACUACCUUGCCUGUGGACGAAGGAGUCUCGCUAAAAGAUGCGAUGGAAAGAAGACAAGACAUGACACUCAAAAAAUCGUAUCUAACAUGUGGAAUGUCCAACCAAGCCUCCAUAGCCAUUACCACUCUGGCCAGAGCCAACCACAUUUGGAUAGAAGAACUGGAACAAGCUGUCAAAGCGGGAACAGACAGAAAAAAGCUUAUUGAAAUGAUCCAAGAUGUCAAAACCGCAAACGAAUUCACUACGGAAGCAUCCAUGGAUCUUGUCAGACUCUCGGCCAAAGCUAUGGGCCUUAGUGUGGCGGCCCGUAGAGCUCUCUGGCUGCGCCACUGGCAUGCUGACCCGCAAAGUAAACAUAACCUUUGCUCCCUCCCAUUUGAAGGGUCACUUCUGUUUGGUGAAAGACUCGACAAAAUCAUAUCCAAAGCCUCUGCAGGUAAAUCGGCUUUUCUUCCUCAGGACAAAAGAGACAAGAGGCCCUUUAGAAAAAAUCCCCUGCAGGAGGCCAAACAGUAUAGACCGGGAAAGCCCUUUACUAGGCAACCCUGGAGAAGAACCCAGGGACAAGGGGCACCUGGAAGAAGGGACUUCAAACAGGACAAAAAAUCGGCAUGAGGGUGCGCGAGCCCCUCUGUCUUGCCUUGGAGGAAGACUUCAGAAUUUCAGGACAGUGUGGGCUCAACACGUAUCAGAUCAAUGGGUUGUAAAAACCCUAAGCAAUGGUUAUGCCCUGGAUCUUCAAAAAUUUCCGACGUUUUACUUUGUGUCUUCAGAAAAGCCUCGAUCCCCACUAGCUGUUUCUACCCUAAAGAUGAUCCUUGGGGACCUACUAGACAGAAAGAUCAUCACAGAAGUCCCCAAAAGAGAACAUUACAGAGGUAUAUAUUCUCACCUAUUCUUAAGAAGAAAAAAGAAUGGGGAUUUCAGAGUAAUUCUGAACUUAGGCCAUCUGAACAAAUUCCUCAGAACAAAAAAAUUCAAAAUGGAGACACUGAGGUCUAUAUGCCAGUUCAUAAACCAUGGAGACUGGAUGCUCAAGAUAGAUAUACAAGAUGCCUAUCUGCAUGUUCCAGUGUGGGAACCACACAAACAAUUCCUACGGUUCCUGAUCCUGGGAAAGCACUUUCAAUACCAAGCGCUCCCAUUCGGACUAGCUUCAGCCCCAAGAGUUUUCACCAAGGUGCUUGCUCCCAUGAUGGCUUUCUUAAGGCUAAAGGGGAUCCAGAUUUUCGCAUAUCUAGACGAUAUAUUGGUGAAAGCUCCUUCCAAAAAACUCCUCCUACAACACCUGAGUAUAGUUCUAGAUACUCUGAAAAAAUGGGGGUGGCUCGUCAACUGGGAAAAGUCCAUGUUGGAGCCAACACAACAGAUUCAAUUUCUGGGAGUUAUCAUAGACUCCAAAAAACUUCAAGUAAGUCUAACAGAGGAAAGGAUUUCAGACAUACAACACCAAGCAGAUUAUCUGUCUCGUCAUCCAUCCUUGACUGCCAAGAGAUGUCAACAAAUUCUGGGGAAACUUAUGUCCACCAUAGAGGCGGUGAAAUGGGCACGAAUUCAAGCAAGACCUCUCCAGAUAGAAUUCUUGAACCAAUGGAACAGGAAUCACCUGGAAAACUCCCAGUUGAUUCACCUAUCACAGACGACGAUCACUCAUCUCUCAUGGUGGCUCAGGAGAGAGAACUUGCAAGUUCCUGUAUCUAUCGCCUCCCCUACUUGGGAAACACUGACCACGGAUGCAAGCAGAGCGGGGUGGGGAGCACACUUCAAACACUUCCAAAUUCAAGGGAAGUGGACACCCAUAGAAAGCAAAAAAUCCUCCAAUUGGAGGGAACUGAAGGCGGUGCUACUAGCGAUCCUACACUUCCAAAAACACCUCAGAAAAAAAUCUAUACUGAUCAAAUCAGACAACCUAACCACAGUGAGUUAUAUAAACAACCAGGGAGGAACCAGAUCCAAACAACUGUUGUGCUUGACCACAACUAUUUUCGAAUGGGCUCAAAACAAUGCGAACCACCUCAAAGCCUCCUACAUACCAGGGACAUCGAACACCUUAGCGGAUCUCCUCAGCAGGAAAUUUCCGGCUAUCGGGGAGUGGGAGUUGAACCAGCAGAUUUACGACCUAAUAUGCCGAAAGUGGGGUCACACAUCCAUAGACCUGAUGGCUACCUUUCAGAACAAGAAGAAUCUAGUGUUCUGUUCGUGGGACAAGGACCCCAGAGCGACCUUUUGGGAUGCUUUCUCAUUCCAAUGGAACUUUCAACUGGCUUACAUCUUCCCUCCAAUCUCGAUGUUAGCAAAAACCAUCAAAAAAAUUCAGGAGGACAAAGCUCAAGUCAUCCUCAUAGCUCCCUGGUGGCCGAGAAGACUCUGGUUCCCCCUCUUACUUCAGAUGUCUCAGGAGGAGCCCUUCAGACUCCCUGUAACUCCGAACCUUUUACACCAGGGAUCCCUACUGCACCCAGACCCAGGGUACUGGGCCCUGACUGCUUGGAGAUUGAAAGGAUAAAACUCAGAAAGGAAGGACUCUCAGAGGGAGCAAUCAACACUCUUAUUUCUUCUAGAAAGAUGUCUACCUCUUCCAAAUAUAACAAAAUCUGGGAGAAAUUUUCCAGCUGGGGGUUAGAGAAAUUUGGAUCGUCUUUCCUCAUCUCAGAGGUCACCAUCAUCGAAUUCCUGCAGUCAGGUUUAGAGGCCAGUCUCAGCGCUUCUACCUUGAAAGGUCAGAUUUCUGCCAUAUCUGCUUAUACGGACAUUCAAUGGUCCUCAUAUCCUCUGAUCAAAAAGUUUUUCAAGGGCCUCAUCAGAAUCCAUCCUCCAGUUAAAGACACAGUCCCUCCCUGGGACCUCUCCCUAGUACUGGAUGCACUGACCAAAGCACCCUUUGAACCUUUAGAUGAUUUACCAUUAAAAAUCCUGACGUUGAAGACGGUCUUCCUACUUGCCAUUUCCUCAGCAAAAAGAGUGGGAGAACUACACGCUCUCUCAUCUGAUGCAACUAAGAUCCAGUUCCUUCAUGAUAAAGUUACUCUAAGAACUCGAGAAAACUUCAUUCCCAAGGUUGCCACAAAAUUCCACAUGUCCCAAGACAUAGUGCUUCCUACUUUUUUUGAGAAUCCCAAGAACGAAGAAGAGAAUAGACUCCACAAUCUCGAUGUGGUGAGAUGCCUAAAGCGCUAUAUACACAAGGUGUCAAGUUUCAGGAAAUCUGAAAAUCUUCUUAUUCUCUUCGGAGGUCCUAGACAAGGCAUGGGAGCUUCCAAAAAAGUAAUCUCAGCAUGGAUUAAAGAAUGCAUUCUCAUGGCCUAUUCCUCUCAAACAGUACCUGGGCCAUCAUCAGUCAAAGCACACUCCACCAGAGGUAUAGCGGCGUCUUGGGCCUUCCAUGCCCAAGUUCCAGCUGACGAGAUCUGCAAAGCUGCUACCUGGAAAAAUUUACAUACUUUCUCAAAACACUACUGUUUCGAUGUUUAUUCAAAAAACCUAGCUGGGUUUGGGCUAAGUGUCCUCUCAGCUGCUGCAAUAAAAGUUCCUGAAUAAUCCCUCCCUAUGUGUUCUGCUUUUUACAUCCCCUUAUUGGCCCACUGCCAUGCAAAGGACAGGAAAACAGAAAAUCUUAACAUACUUACCGUGAUUUUCAUUUCCUGGACUGUAGCAUGGCAGUGGGCAGGGGUUUCCCUCCCUAUUAGGGGGUAUUGUCUCCAGUCGUUGAGAUGGGCGCGGGGGGACCCGGAUGGACUUUUAUUGUACUUCCUGUGCCGCCUUCCGGCGGGGGAUUAACCCCUUAUUGGCCCACUGCCAUGCUACAGUCCAGGAAAUGAAAAUCACGGUAAGUAUGUUAAGAUUUUCUGUUUUGUGGCCCUAGUAGGUGGCACAAUAUACAAGGCCCCUUUCCCUGGCUGUAAUGUUUUAGUUGGAUUUUCUUUGAGAAGGUAAGUUGUUUAGUGAAUAUUGGCCACAUACCUCCCAACUGUCCCUUUUUCGAAGGGACAGUCCCUCUUUUGACAGCUCAACCCGCAGUCCCUCAUUUGUACUGGAAAG